Molecule: messenger RNA, 1284 nt
Organism: Sclerotinia borealis F-4128
Lineage: Eukaryota; Fungi; Ascomycota; Leotiomycetes; Helotiales; Sclerotiniaceae
Source: the annotation of a GenBank genome assembly
AUGGAAUCUCCCUAUCAUCCCGAUCAUAUUUUUGGAGAUGAGGAUACAUGGUACGACGCGCCCCUUGGCCUAGCAGAGCAAGAGAUUGAGGAGUAUUUUGAUGCCCUAGAGGAUCAAAAUGUACUUGUCGGGUUCUCUGAGAAUAAAUACGUUGGCAAUGCGGACAGAGGUCAUUUUCCCGUCAUCCCUGCAAUAACCCUUUUCAACGAAAUCGUCACAUUUGUUACAGCGAAACAGUUUAAAAGUGUUGAUGCGGAAUAUAUUCAACUCAAGCGGAUUAGCAACAAACUUAUCGAUUUGCAAAACGGCCAUGAAGAGGAAAUCAAGAUGCAAGAUUCCAUGAUUGAUGCGUUUGCAAACCAACUUUCGGUCAUCAAGAAAACUCCAUACGAGAUAGAUAAUAUCUACACCGGCUCCGAUUGCAAGAGAAAGAGGGACUUGGUCGUUGAGAAGAUUGACUCUUGCCGUGAGACGAAGGCACGUCUUGAAAAAGAGUACAUUGACAUCAUGUCUGUACUUGCCAAACAGGCCGAGGAAAUUAGGUCAAAGUGGGUCAAAGGACGGGACGAACAGCAGCAGCAUGCACGAAACCUUGAAGCAACUGUCGCGACACAACGUCGCCUCCGAAAUACAUUACGCUGUCAAAAUGAACUGGAACAGAGAAUCUCUGGUCUCCAAGCAGAUAAUCAGUACCUUGAUCGCCGUUUCGCUCGUCUUACAGAGGAAAACGAGAGGUUGCGCGCUAUUGAAGGGGGUGCUGUGGGUCUCCAUUUUGACCAACAACAAGUUACUAUGACUAUCGAUCGUGUGGCAGCACAAUGGGACCACUACAAGGUUCAAGCUCGUGAGUGGCGAUUUAAAUCUAGGUCUCGGGGUGAACAGCUCAGAUUGGAGAGACGUCGUUUGCACGAGGCUUGCCGGCUGUUACACGAGGCCAGGAGCAUGAAUGAGAUACAUCAGGGAGAGUUGGCCGAGGAGAGAACUCGGAUCAGUGAAGUUGUGGUUGAGGUCAAUCAACAGGCGAGACGCAUGCAGCAGCAGGCAAGUUGGGUCAUUGAGCUGGAAACACGUGGGAUGCGGGGUGAGAUAUAUAACAGAUCAAGAAAUGAAUGGGAGGUCACUGGUGCGGCUCACAAGCGCAGGUUCGAUGAAUAUCAGGGGAAAGAAGAUACGCAGGGAGAGGCACGUAUCAAGCGUGAAGAUGAGGCUCAGGGAGAGAAGCAUAUCAAGCGUGAAGAAGAGAUGCACGACGAGAAGCGUAUCAAGCGUGAGCCGCUUGAUUAG